Molecule: messenger RNA, 1948 nt
Organism: Suricata suricatta (meerkat)
Lineage: Eukaryota; Metazoa; Chordata; Mammalia; Carnivora; Herpestidae
Gene: LMF1
Product: lipase maturation factor 1
Exons: 13
Coding region: 203-1894 (563 amino acids)
Biological process (GO): protein maturation
Cellular component (GO): endoplasmic reticulum membrane
Source: RefSeq, a predicted model, not a curated record
UCCCGAGUUGUUGAAGUUAGCCAUUCUGACAGUCGUGGCCUUCCUGGUGGCCCUCCAGCAGAACAAGCCGCUGAUCGGGGACCGCGGCCUGCUGCCCUGCCGGUUGUACCUGGAGAGCGUGCGGCGGUACUUCCAGGGCCGCGGGGCCUGGGACGCCGUCAGCUACGCGCCCACCGUGCUCUGGCUGCUGGACUGGUCGCACAUGGAUGCCAACCUGGACGCCCUCGCUCUCCUCGGACUGGCCGUCUCGUCCUUCGUGCUGCUCACCGGCUGUGCCAACAUGGUGCUCAUGGCCGCCCUCUGGGUCCUCUACAUGUCCCUGGUCAGCGUGGGCCAGGUCUGGUAUUCAUUUGGCUCCGCUCAGGAGUGCAGCUUAGCCACACAGCGCCGACAGAACCAAGAGUUUCUGGACAUCCACUCGAGGGACAACGCAGACCUGGCGACUGGGUUGUCAUGCGAGGCAGCGGUCCAGCGGUCGGCAGGCGGGGAGGGGUGCGUCUGUCGGCCCCCGAGGACACACGGCAGCACCCACGAUUGGCCAGCUGCUCCAGUCCGGCUGGAGGACCACAGUGACGGGUCUCGUGAACUCAGAUCGCCGACACAGCCGCGGCGGGCGGCGGUGCCUCCGACGCUGAUCUGGACACCGGAGCGGAGCGAGCUGUCCGCAGUCCGCUGGGACCCGACCAGCGGCAAAGCGCAAGGAUGGGAGUCCCAGCUUCUGGAGACGGGAUUCCUGGGAGUCUUCCUGUGCCCUCUGUGGACUCUGUCUCGCCUGCCCUCGGGGACCCCCCCGUCCCAGAUCGUCCUGUGGGGCUUUCGGUGGCUCAUUUUCAGAAUCAUGCUCGGAGCGGGCCUCAUCAAGAUCCGGGGAGACCAGUGCUGGCGGGACCUCACUUGCAUGGACUUCCACUACGAGACGCAGCCGGUGCCCAACCCCGCGGCCUACUUCCUGCACCAGUCCCCGUGGUGGGCCCACCGCUUCGAGACACUCAGCAACCACUUCCUGGAGCUCGUGGUGCCCUUCUUCGUCUUCCUCGGACGGCGGCUGUGCAUCCUCCACGGGGCCUUGCAGAUCCUGUUUCAGGUGGUCCUCGUCAUCAGCGGGAACCUGAGCUUCCUGAACUGGCUGACCAUGGUGCCCAGCAUCGCCUGCUUCGACGACGCCGCUCUGGGGUUCCUGUUUCCCUCCGGGCCCGGAGGCCUCAAGGACCAAGUCCUGAAGAUGCAGGAGGAGGCCCCCCGAGGGGCCCGGCCCAGCCUGAGAUUUGGCUGCGUGGCGCGGCGGGCGGUGCACGUGGCACUAGGCGUCCUGGUGGCCUGGCUCAGUGUCCCCGUGGUCCUCAACCUGCUGAGCCCCACGCAGGUCAUGAACACCUCCUUCAACUCUCUGAGGAUCGUCAACACAUACGGCGCCUUCGGAAGCAUCACCAAGGAGCGCACAGAGGUCAUCCUGCAGGGCACGGCCAGCCCCAACGCCAGCGCGCCGGACGCAGUCUGGGAGGACUAUGAGUUCAAGUGCAAGCCAGGGGACCCGGGGCGGCGGCCGUGCCUCAUCUCCCCGUACCACCACCGCCUAGACUGGCUCAUGUGGUUCGCGGCCUUCCAGACCUAUGAGCACAACGAGUGGAUCAUCCACCUGGCGGGCAAGCUCCUGGCCAACGACAGGGGGGCUCUGGCCCUACUGGCCUUCAACCCCUUCGAGGACAGGGCCCCCCCCAGGUGGGUGCGGGGAGAGCACUACCGGUACAAGUUCAGCCGCCUGGGGGGCCAGCACGCCGCGGCAGGCAGGUGGUGGGUCCGCAAGAGGAUCGGCCCCUACUUCCCCCCGGUCAGCCUCCGCGACCUGGAGGGCUACUUCCGGUCCCGGGGCUGGCCGCUGCCUGAGCUGGAGUAGAGGCGGCCCCGGGCCUGUGCGCAGAGGAAUAAAGCAGGAAAGCCCAGCUACCUA